This is a messenger RNA of Cynara cardunculus var. scolymus (artichoke), 822 nucleotides long. Its product is annotated as CCG-binding protein 1-like. Bases 61 to 669 code for a protein of 202 amino acids. The transcript is spliced from 3 exons. The record is from RefSeq and is a predicted model, not a curated record. Gene Ontology annotation, biological process: pollen tube guidance. Gene Ontology annotation, molecular function: mediator complex binding. Gene Ontology annotation, cellular component: cytosol; nucleus. NCBI's taxonomy places the organism in Eukaryota, Viridiplantae, Streptophyta, Magnoliopsida, Asterales, Asteraceae.
CGCUUCUAUUAAAUAACAGCACUGGAUCUAUUUAAAAUUAAUCACACAUCGCCGACGACGAUGAUGAUAAGAUCAGUGCCUUCUCAAUCUUCGACUCUUCACCGUCCGCCAUUAACAACCAUCUGUCGUUCCUCCAGAAACAAUGCGUAUAUACCUAAACUUGAACCCUUUAGCCGAAGCAAGCUUGAUAGACUCGUUAAGGAUCCUCCGUUGAUCCAGAAAUCCGAAAACGAUCUCUCAGAUUAUUGUUCAACAUUGGAAGGAGAUCCAUCCUAUAGCUGCUGGAGAGCCUAUUUUGAGCUUAAAGAUCUGGAAAAAGAAGCGCCAAAGGAAGUGGUGGAGAGGGUGAUACUGGAAUCGGGAGGGGUGAAAUCGUUAAUCGGAUGCUUACACGGAAUCUCGGAAAUUCACAAGGCAAAAAAGCAAUUGGAAGAUGAGCAGGGAUCAGACAUGAAUAAUAAUACAAAUUCAGAUUCAAAUUCGGAGAAUAGAGCAGUAGUUGGUGGUGAAAGAGCAUGUGCGGUCCCUGAUGGAGUACCCAAGACCCGGGAAGAGAUGGAGGAAGAAGAGAAAGGGAAGAUGCCGGACUCUCCUUUCACCAGAUUGCUUCGCUCAAAAGGAAGGCUCCCUGCUUGGUAUUCGGCUGCUCCUGAUCAUGAAACCAGUUAGUUAGUUAGUUACCUCUUGUGCAAUUUACCUUUCUAUGUACAUAUUGUUGCAAUUUUGGUUCCAUGAAUACGUUAGUGCUCUUGUAUAUUCAACAAUUGGGGAUUGACCCAAAUUUAAUUUGGAUCUCUUUUGCUGUUGAGCUUUUGUUUUUCU